Molecule: messenger RNA, 2262 nt
Organism: Cydia splendana
Lineage: Eukaryota; Metazoa; Arthropoda; Insecta; Lepidoptera; Tortricidae
Product: RNA-binding protein 41-like
Exons: 5
Coding region: 181-1296 (371 amino acids)
Biological process (GO): mRNA splicing, via spliceosome
Cellular component (GO): U12-type spliceosomal complex
Molecular function (GO): U12 snRNA binding; pre-mRNA intronic binding
Source: RefSeq, a predicted model, not a curated record
UCACGCCUCAAACAAAUCCAUCUCAAAUCGAAUUGGAAUGGAAUAAAAAUGAAAUUCUAUAUUGAAGAAUUAUGUACAAAGUGAUAAUGAAUUGCUCAACCUUGUGAUUAUCAGUUCCGCUUAGUUCCUGUGUGGGAUUAACGACGGAUUAAUACUACGAAGCAGGAGGAAUCGCGGAAGAUGUGUUCCGAACCGUUACCAAAAGAGUUCGAAAAGACCUCCGAUGUAUUACCAUUUACAAAAUAUGGAGUAUCUACGCUGGAAGAGUUCAAAAAGGCUGAAGAAACAGUGCAUCAUUUAGAAUGGCUUAAGAAAGUGGGUUUAACGAAUGAGGAAAUAAAACUGUAUCAAGACGAUGUAGCAGGGCUUCUAGAUCAGCGGCAGAAGAUGGAAUCCGGUGUUUUGAAUAGCCAAUUAGAGGCGAUAAAUAAGAAAAUAAAUGAUUAUCAGAAUAAAGCAGGAAGUUCAGAUCAAUGUGAUAACCAACCAAGCACCUCGAAACAACAGGGAACAGAUAUUUUACAAAGAAUACAUAAGAAACCAGUAAAAUUCUACCCGGAAGGCCAUCCUAUGCAUGAAUUAAAAGAUAUAGAAGAUAAUCUAUUUGGCCACUUGAAAGAUGACAACAUAAUCCCUAUCACUAAGCGACGGAAAAUCUUACGGCGUCUAGAACGUAAGAAAGAAAGAGUCCUUUCGCAAAGUAUAGAAGUUGGUACUGUACCUAAUGUGUCCAAGCCUCCAAAGCCGGGCAGUCUGUGGGAUGUUAAAGAAGUCCCAAACCGACUCAAACCGGAGACUUCAAAUAGCAAUCAGAUAAUUGGACCUAAGAAACAGACUAUGUAUACUAUUAAAGACAACAAGAUUAUGCGGCUAGAGCCUGUGCGGCAAGAGGAACGGCCUGAUGAGUAUCAGGCAGUAGAUAUUGUGGUGCCGGUCAAUGCUGCAGAGGAACAUUUGUUGGAGGGAACUAAAAUGUGUGUUGAUGAUAUUAAGAAGAUUGAGAGGUUUAAAGAUUACGAGCCAGGGAUACCUUCUAAGGUACUCUACCUGAAGAAUAUCGCCCCGGCAGUGACGCAAGAGCAGCUGUCUCUCCUGUUCAACCAGUUUGUGCUGGACAACGGCGGGCCCGUGGACAUUCGGCUGAUGACCGGACGGAUGAGGGGACAGGCGUUUGUGGCGUUUCAAAAUGAGGACGUGGCGAUACAGGCGAUGCAGGAGGUGAACGGCACCAUCCUGAGCGGGCGGCCCGUCAUCGCGCAGUUCGGCCGCAACAGCAACCGGAUAGACGACAGAUAAACCACUUUUACAACCACACUCUUUUAUCGACCGGGCGUUGGUGUCAAAUUAGCUAGGUGUGCACUUUCGUGUUAUGUACUUACAUUUUGUUAGAAUCGUAUAGAAGCUAAUUUCUCCACCGACAAGGUAGCGACAAAGUGUGGAAAAGCUAACACUUUCACACUCUUGUCACUUGCUACAUCGGUGGAUUUGAAUUAACUCUUGACAACAUCUUAGUAAUAAUAUAAAAAUAAUAAUUGGCAGGAACAUUACAUAUUAUUUUUAUGGAUAUAAAAUAUAAUUAACAUAUGGAGUUGGAGGGUUCUAAUAAGUCCAGUCAGUAAAAAUCCACAAGUAUGUUGAAAAUUGGCCAAAAGAUAAAAAAGACUUCUUUCUCCGUGCCUCUUCCCAUUUCAUUAGGGGUCGCCCACUGAAUAUGCUUCCGCCAUUUGGCUCUGUCAUUGUGGGUUGCUGGUAUUUUUAGCGACUGUUUCUCCAGGUUUCUCCACCAGGUGGCUUUUGGGCGUCCUGAUGGUUGUUUGCCUAUGUUAAUUUCACGAGCAAUUUUUACCGGGUGAUCUUUUUCUCGACGCACGUCAAAUGAUAAAAAAAGUGUGAUUUUAAAAGUAGAUUGAUCUAUAAACAAUAGUAGCGUGUAGGUCUAAGUUUCACACACUUUACAAACCUUAAUUUAUACAUGUGAUUUCUUAUGCACGAUCAUGUAUGUACUACAAAAAUAACUAUUAAACCUUAACCACUCACAACUUUAGAAACCAUUUUAUACGCUACUAUUAUUUAUUUAUCACACAAAUCGUCUAUAGAUAAAUUACAAAAUGUCUAACUUACUUUAAAGUAUUGACGUUUGGACCAGGGAUUCACUGGGGGAAAUAAAUCCUGUGAAAUUCUGGUUUAAUUUUAUUUAUUACUUAAUCUAAAUCAAGAUAAAAUUAUCAUAUUUUGUAUAUAAGAAUUACAUUUCUAAGCACU